This is a messenger RNA of Mytilus trossulus (common blue mussel), 3815 nucleotides long. RefSeq names its product autophagy-related protein 16-1-like. Gene Ontology annotation, biological process: autophagosome assembly. The transcript is spliced from 17 exons. The coding region runs from base 58 to 1725 and encodes 555 amino acids. Gene Ontology annotation, molecular function: protein binding. Gene Ontology annotation, cellular component: autophagosome membrane. Lineage: Eukaryota; Metazoa; Mollusca; Bivalvia; Mytilida; Mytilidae. The record is from RefSeq and is a predicted model, not a curated record.
UUUUCAUUGAAAUAACCUGAAUUCAAGGGAGGACAACUCAAGAAUAACAAAUCAAGGAUGAAAGAAAUGUCGACUUCAGAAAUUGAUUGGAAACAAAAUAUUUUCCAGCAACUGAAAUUACGCAACAAAAGAGAAAAAGAACCAUUUGAAAAUUUAAUUCAAUCAUAUAGUAAAAGUUUUGAUAUUGCUUCAAGUUUAAAAUCUAAAAAUGCACAGCUUACAGUUGAAGUUGACAGACUUAAGGAAGAAAACACUCGACUAUCAGAACAAGGUGGUGGUAGUAGUCCUGGUUUUAAUGACAAGACUCACUCAGUAGAUGUCCAAAAACUGUACAAGUUACAAGAGGAACUUACAGAACUCCACAAAAAGAGAGGAGAGAAUUCACAACAGAUUAUAGACCUUAACAUGUUGUUACAAGAAAAGGAAAGAGAGUUAAUGAUCAAAGAUGCUAAGUUACAUGAUACAGAUGCAGUGGUUCUAGCUUUAAAAAGUGAAAUCAAGAAUUUAGAAAUGACAAUUGUAGAAUUAGAACAAACUAAUCAGAUGUUAAAAGAUGAACACCAGGCUUUAGGAUUAGCAUUUACAGCCAUGGAAGAAAAGUACAGAAAAAUUCAGGAUGAAAAUGCUGAUUUAAUUACUAGGUGGAUGCAUGUAAAAGCAAAAGAUGCAGACAAAAUGAAUGAAGAUAAUGAUAUUCAAAUAAAAAAAAGACAAGCGAAGUUACAAAAAGAACUUAUAGAUGCAGCAAAAGAACCUGUUGAAAUCAGACCAGAAAGUGAAGCUGGUAUUUAUGUUCCUGGUAUUGUUCCAAUCUGUGUUAGUGUAGCCUUACCAAAUAAAGCACAGCACAAAUUUGAGGCACAUGAUGGGGAAGUAAAUGCUGUUAAAUGGAGUCCAUCUGGAACUAUGUUUGCAACAGGGGGUUCAGAUAGAAAGAUCAAGUUAUGGGAAAUAAGUGGAGGUAAAUGUCAGUGUAAAGGAAUAUUAACAGGAAGUAACCAGGGUAUUAUGGCACUAGAUUUUGGUAUUGAAGAAAACUAUAUAUUGGGAGCAUCAAAUGACUUUGCUAGUCGUGUUUGGUCUCUUACAGAUCAAAGGUUACGGAGUACAUUAACUGGACAUAGUGGUAAAGUAUUAGCUGCAAAGUUCUUAGGAGACUGUAGCAAAAUCGUAUCUGGAAGUCAUGAUAGAACCUUGAAAAUCUGGGACCUCACGAGAAUAGCUUGUAUCAAAACAAUUUUUGCUGGAUCAAGUUGCAAUGAUUUAGUGACCUUGCAAGGCUCAAACAUAAUCAGUGGACAUUUUGACAAGAGAUUAAGAUUUUGGGACAGUCGUACUGAUUCAAGUAACACAGAAAUUAUGCUUCAGGGUCGACUGACUUCACUAGAUGUAUCAUCAGAUCGUUCCCAGUUGUUAUGUUGUACUAGAGAUGAUUCACUGAAAGUCAUAGAUUUGAGAAUGAAUCAAGUGUCUUCUUCAUUAUAUGCUGACCACUUCAAUGUCAGUUGUGACUGGUCAAGGGCAGUGUUCAGCCCAGAUGGUACUUAUGCUAUAGCUGGUUCACAUGAUGGUUCAAUCUUUAUCUGGAACAUUGCCAAAGAAAAAGUAGAGAGGGUACUCAAAGAACACAACAAUGCUGUACUAGCCUGUGCAUGGCAUCCCUCUGGACAAUAUGUUUUGAGUGCAGACAAACAGAAAAAGGCAGUCUUAUGGUCAGACAUAUAAAUAUCAAUCAGAAUAGACUACUAACACACUGGAUUCAGUUACAAACAUUUGUACUACAUGUAAUUGAACAUUAAGCACACAGAUGGUGUUUUUGUGAGAGGUGCAGAUCAGAAAAUAUAAUGAAUGAAAAUGCUAAGAUAAUUUAUAUAUUUGAUGAAUAAAAAAAAUAUGUAUUCCCAUCAAUGGGAGGUGAUAAUGAAAUAAUAUGUCUAUGAUGUUCAGAUUUGUCAUUCAGAGUUUAAAGUAUAUUAACAAUUAAAAACUUGACUAUUUUAGAGCACAUUGUCCCAUUUAUUGGGACUUCGGGAUCAGGUGUUUUUAAGCUUGGGAUUUCAGGAGUGAUCCUUUCAGUAUCCAGGAAUUCUUUUUUUGAAUUUCGGGAUGUCAGAAAUUAAAUUUCUUUAAAUUCGGGACCUUGGGAUUCCAUGUUUUUAAGCCAGCAAUUACAGGAUUAGGACCCCUCCUACCCCUCAUUGUAGGAUAACUCAACUUUGAUUGACAAAAUGUUCAAUUUUUUAAACUAGAAUAUUUUUUUUAACUUUCCUUUGAUUUUUUUAAUGUUUAUUUUUCUUGAUUUAUGGGAUUUAAAAAAAAUAGUCAAUAUAAGGGGACAUUUUUAUCAUGUGCUUGUGACAUAGUUGAGUUUUUGGAACUUAAGAUUCAAUAAAUUUAUGGGAACACAAUUCAUAAAUGAACUGAUUCUUUUUUUAAAGAAGAAAAUACAUAUAUUAGUAUUUCAGGAUUUCACUCAUUUUUCACCCUCAGUUCAAAGGUCACCUCUGGAAUAUAAAUAAGUUUGAAUUGUCUCAAGGAUAAAUCUUAUAAAUAUAUACAGGUUCAACUACUAAAAGCAAUAUGUCAACUAUGUUUGUUGGGUCAAUAUUAAGUUUUCAUGGUUAAGGUCUGUUUCACAAAUACUAUAUGCAAUUAGUAAACUGAUUUUGGUGUGAGGAAUGCUUGUAAGAUACACAUGUCUGUUUGGCAGUACUAUUGGAAUAUAACCUCAUUUUCCUGGUACAUGCUCAGGCUAUAUUGUAUUUGUAUGCUACACAAUUCAAUGAAAAGAAGUUAGAAGAGUUUGCAAAUUACACACCCUAAAAAAAACACCUUUAAUUCAACAAUUUAAGCAAAAACUUAACAUAUUUUUUCAUAAAAGGUCCAUUUAAAAUAGCUAUCAUGUCCUAAUCAUAUCACAUUGUUCCAGUUUAUUUCAGUUAAAUCAUAAUUUUUCUGUGCAUUUUCUUGAUGACUACUGUAAGGUGAAUGAACUUGAAAUAAAAGCCAGUCUGAAUUAAGGCUUGCAUGAUAUUUCUUAAAAAAAAUAUGAGAAAUUAUAAAGGGAUUGUUGUGACAGAAUUUAAGUAUGUCAUUCUUAUAUUGAUGAUAUGACACAGUGCCAAUUGAUUGGUCAUAAUUAAGUUUUCUAUCAUUCCUUUGUACAGCAGUCCUAAUUAUCAGAUCGUCUAACACCCUCUCUUUCAGUUCUCCAUUAAGAUACUUGUGGUAAAUCUUUCUUUUCUUCACCAAAAUGUCCUUGAAAUCGUUUUUCGUCCUCAUUUAAAUAUUUCUUGUUUUUGAUGAUCAACACAGGCAUCCAACUGGGGAAUGGAAAUUGAAUUUAGAAAAUAUGUUAUUAUCUAAAGAAGAUGUGUAAAUGUGAAUAAUUAUUUAUUGAUUGAACUGUCGCCAGAUUUGUUAUUUCAAUUUUUUCUGUAUUUGUUAAUACAGAUUGUUUGAAUUACAUAACUUUGAUUAUUUUCUCUCUUAUCAUGACUAAAUGUCAAUUAUAAUGAAUGCCGUGCUCAGUCUACUUAGUUCGAAAAUAGCAUUCUAUUAAUUAGUUAUCAUUAAUUAUGUCUUAAGAAAUGAUCAUUAUUGUUUAGAAUUAUCUUACUUUAAAAUAAAUGUCAAAUGUUAUAUAAAUUAUAUAUCAAGUAGUAUAUUUUAUGCAUGUGACCAUUACAUAUUUUUUCAAAAAUAGGCACUGUUAUUGAGGGGGCAUAUUUCUGGAUAAAGUAUGUUCUGUUUUAAUUUUUUUGAUACUUUUCCGCCCUUUCAAUUUAAAAUUGUGAAAAUUAUUGUUCUGUGAU